Carlito syrichta (Philippine tarsier) is the source of this 4562-nucleotide messenger RNA. It is a transcript of the gene ABCC6, whose product is annotated as ATP binding cassette subfamily C member 6. Bases 48 to 4562 code for a protein of 1504 amino acids. NCBI's taxonomy places the organism in Eukaryota, Metazoa, Chordata, Mammalia, Primates, Tarsiidae. Gene Ontology annotation, molecular function: ATP binding; ABC-type transporter activity; ATP hydrolysis activity. Gene Ontology annotation, cellular component: membrane. The record is from RefSeq and is a predicted model, not a curated record. Gene Ontology annotation, biological process: transmembrane transport. The transcript is spliced from 31 exons.
CCCUAGACCGACCGACAGACGGACGCUGGGACCGACUGACGGCGCCAAUGGCCGCACCCGGAGAACCCUGCGCGGGCCCGGGGGCCUGGAACCAGACAGAGCAGGAACCUGCCGCCGCCCACUUGCUGAACUUGUGCUUCCUGAGAACAGCAGGGGUCUGGGUACCCCCUAUGUACCUCUGGGUGCUUGGUCCCAUCCAUCUCCUCUCCAUUCACCGCCAUGGCCGGGGCUACCUCCGGAUGUCCCUUCUGUUCAAAGCCAAAAUGGUGCUUGGGAUCGCCCUCAUAGUCCUGUGCACCUCCAGCGUGUCUGUGGCUCUUUGGAAAAUCCAGCAGGGAGUGCCAGAGGCCCCCGAAUUCCUCAUUCACCCUACAGUGUGGCUUACCACGAUGAGCUUUGCCGUGUUCCUGAUUCAUGCCGAGAGAAAGAAAGGAGUCCAGGCAUCUGGGGUGCUGUUCGGGUACUGGCUGCUCUGCCUUCUCCUGCCAGCGACCAGCGCUGCCCAGCAGGCCUCGGGAGGGGGCUUCCAGAGUGACCCUGUCCGCCACCUGUCCACCUACCUAUGCCUGACUCUGGUGGUGGCACAGUUUGCGCUGUCCUGCCUGGCAGAUCAACCCCCCUUCUUCCCUAAGGACCCCCAACAGUCUAAUCCCUGCCCAGAGACUGGGGCCUCCUUCCCCUCCAAGGCUGUGUUCUGGUGGGUUUCUGGGCUGGUCUGGAGGGGACACAGGAGGCCACUGUGCCCAGAAGACCUCUGGUCGCUUGGGAGAGAAAACUCCUCAGAAGAACUUGUUUCCCGGUUAGAAAGGGAAUGGACAAGGACACGUCGUGCAGUCCUACGGCACGCCAAGGCAACAGCACUGAAAAGAAAAGAAGGCAGAGGUGUGGAGGCCCGGGAGACAGAGCGCUUCCUCCAGCCAGAAGAGAGCCAGCGGGGCCUAUUGCUGAGAGCCAUCUGGCAGGUUUUCCGUGCUCCCUUUCUCCUGGGGACCCUCAACCUUGUCAUCAGUGAUGUCUUUAGGUUCAUCAUUCCUAAACUGCUCAGCCUCUUCCUGGAGUUUAUCGGCGACCCCCGGGCCCCUGCCUGGAAGGGUUACCUCCUCGCUGCACUGAUGUCCCUCGUGGCCUGCCUGCAAACACUGUUCGAGCAGCAGCAUAUGUACAGACUCAAGGUGCUACAGAUGAGGCUGCGGACAGCCAUCACUGGCCUGGUGUACAGAAAGGUCCUGGCCCUGUCCAGCGGCUCCAGGAAGGUCAGCGCAGUGGGCGACGUGGUCAACCUGGUGUCAGUGGAUGUGCAGCGGCUGAGCGAGAGCCUCCUCUUCAUCAACGGGCUGUGGCUGCCCCUUGUCUGGAUGCUCUUCUGCUUUGCUUACCUCUGGCAGCUCCUGGGUCCCUCUGCCCUCACCGCCAUUGCCGUCUUCCUGAGCCUCCUUCCUCUGAAUUUCUUCAUCACCAAGAAGAAGACCCACUAUCAGGAGGAGCAAAUGCGGCAGAAGGACUCUCGGGCACGGCUGACCACCUGCACCCUCAGGAAUGCCAGGGCCAUCAAGUCCCACGGCUGGGAGGAGGCCUUCCUGGAGAGAGCCCUGUGCGUCCGUCGCCGUGAGCUGUGCGCCCUGCGCACCUCCGGCCUCCUCUUCUCCACCUCGCUGGUGUCCUUCCAAGUGUCCACGUUUCUGGUUGCGCUGGUUGUGUUUGCCGUUCACACGCUGGUGGCUGAGGAGAAUGCCAUGGAUGCGGAGAAGGCCUUUGUGACACUCACGGUCCUCAGCCUCCUCAACAAAGCCCAGGCCUUCCUCCCCUUCUCCAUCCACUCCUUAGCCCAGGCCCGGGUGUCCUUUGACCGUCUGGUCACCUUCCUCUGCCUGGAAGAAUUUGACCCUGAUGCUGUGGACAAAAGUCCCUCUGGAUCAGAUGCCAGGAAGGAUUGCAUCACCAUACACAGGGGCACCUUCGCCUGGUCCCGGGAAAGCCCUCCCUGCCUCCACAGGAUAAACCUCGCCGUGCCCCAGGGCUGUCUGCUGGCUGUCGUGGGCCCAGUGGGGGCAGGGAAGUCCUCCCUGCUGUCCGCCCUUCUCGGGGAGCUGACAAAGGUGGAGGGCUCCGUGAACAUCAAGGGCCCAGUGGCCUACGUGCCCCAGGAGGCCUGGGUGCAGAGCAGCUCUGUGGCGGAGAAUGUGUGCUUCCGGCAGGAGCUGGACCUGCUGUGGCUGGAGACAGUGCUAGAGGCCUGCGCACUGCGACCGGACCUGGAUGGCUUCCCCGCGGGAGUCCACACCCCAAUUGGGGAGCAGGGCAUGAGCCUCUCCGGGGGCCAGAAGCAGCGGCUGAGCCUGGCACGCGCCGUGUACCGCAAGGCCUCUGUGUACCUGCUGGAUGACCCACUGGCGGCCCUUGAUGCCCAUGUCAGCCAGCACAUCUUCAACCAGGUCAUCGGACCCAGAGGGCUGCUGCGAGGCACAACACGGAUUCUCGUGACCCACACGCUCCACGUCCUGCCACAGGCUGACUGGAUUGUGGUGCUGGCAGAUGGGGCCAUUGCAGAGAUGGGUUCCUACCAGGAGCUUCUGAACAGGAAGGGGGCCCUGGUGGGCCUUCUGGACCGAGCCAGACAGCCAGGAGACAGGGGAGAGGCAGAUACAGAACCUGGGACCAGCGCUGAGGGUCUCAGUGGCUCCUUGGCAGGCAAGAGGCCUGAGCCCAGACCAGAGAGGUCCAUCAUGUCCGUCCCUGAGAAGGACAGCGGCACCUCAGGAGCCCAGACAGGAGUCCCUCUGGAUGACCCUGAGGGGGCAGGAUGGCCAACAGGAAAGGAGAGCGUGCAGCAUGGCAGGGUGAAAGCCACCAUGCACCUGGCUUACCUGCAGGCCGUGGGCACCCCCCUCUGCCUCUACACACUCUUCCUCUUCCUCUGCCAGCAAGUGGCCUCCUUCUGCCGCGGCUACUGGCUGAGCCUGUGGGCAGACGACCCCACAGUGGCCGGGCGGCAGACGCAGGCAGCCCUACGGGGCUGGGUCUUCGGGCUCCUGGGCUGUCUCCAAGCCAUCGGGCUGUUUGUGUCCAUGGCCGCAGUACUCCUAGGUGGGGUCCGGGCAUCCAGGCUGCUCUUCCAGAGGCUACUGUGGGACGUGGUGAGAUCUCCCAUCAGCUUCUUUGAGCGGACACCCAUCGGGAACCUACUGAACCGCUUCUCCAAGGAGACAGACACGGUGGAUGUGGACAUCCCAGACAAACUCCGGUCCUUGCUGACUUACACCUUUGGACUCCUGGAGGUCAUCCUGGUGGUGGCGGUGGCCACCCCACUAGCCAUUGUGGCCAUCCUGCCACUGUUGCUCAUCUAUUCCGGGUUUCAGAGCCUGUAUGUGGCCACCUCGUGCCAACUGAGACGCCUGGAGUCAGCCAGCUACUCGGCUGUGUGCUCCCACAUGGCUGAGACCUUCCAGGGCAGCACAGUAGUCAGGGCGUUCCGAGCCCAGGGCCCCUUUGUGACUCAGAGCGAUGCCCGCGUGGAUGAAAGCCAGAGGGUCAGUUUCCUGCGACUGGUGGUGGACAGGUGGCUUGCUGCCAACAUGGAGCUCCUGGGGAAUGGCCUGGUGUUCGUGGCUGCCACGUGUGCUGUGCUGAGCAAGGCCCACCUGAGCGCCGGCCUCGUGGGCUUCUCGGUCUCUGCCGCCCUCCAGGUGACCCAGACCCUGCAGUGGGCUGUUCGCAGCUGGACAGACCUGGAGGGCAGCAUCGUGUCAGUGGAGCGGAUGAAAGACUAUGCUCGGACGCCCAAGGAGGCCCCCUGGAGGCUGCCCACCUGCGCAGCUCAGCCCCCCUGGCCUCACGGUGGGCAGAUCGAGUUCCGAGGCUUUGGACUGAGAUACCGGCCUGAGCUCCCGCUGGCUGUGCAGAACGUGUCCUUCAAGAUCCACGCGGGAGAGAAGGUGGGCAUCGUUGGCAGGACAGGGGCCGGGAAGUCCUCCCUGGCCGGAGGCCUGCUGCGGCUCCAGGAGGCAGCUGAGGGUGGCAUCUGGAUCGACGGGGUCCCCAUCGCCCAGGCGGGGCUGCACACCCUGCGGUCCCGGAUCACCAUCAUCCCCCAGGACCCCGUGCUGUUCCCCGGCUCCCUGCGGAUGAACUUGGACCUGCUCCAGGAGCACUCAGACCAAGCCAUCUGGGAGGCCUUGGAGACCGUGCAGCUCAAGGCCUUGGUGGCCAGUCUGCCCGGCCAGCUGCAGUACGAGUGUGCAGACCGGGGCGAGGACCUGAGUGUGGGUCAGAAGCAGCUCCUGUGUCUGGCACGUGCCCUUCUCCGGAGAACCCAGAUCCUCAUCCUGGACGAGGCCACGGCCGCCGUGGACCCGGGCACUGAGCAGCAGAUGCAGGCCGCCCUAGGGGGCUGGUUUGCGCAGUGCACAGUGCUGCUUAUUGCCCACCGCCUGCGCUCUGUGAUGGACUGCGCCCGGGUGCUGGUCAUGAAUGAGGGGCAGGUGGCAGAGAGUGGCAGCCCAGCUCAGCUGCUGGCCCAAAAGGGCUUGUUCUACAGGUUGGCCCAGGAGUCGGGCCUGGUAUGA